Octopus sinensis (East Asian common octopus) is the source of this 459-nucleotide messenger RNA. RefSeq lists its product as uncharacterized. Lineage: Eukaryota; Metazoa; Mollusca; Cephalopoda; Octopoda; Octopodidae. The record is from RefSeq and is a predicted model, not a curated record. The transcript has a single exon. Bases 1 to 459 code for a protein of 152 amino acids.
AUGGAAGAUGUGAACUAUUACUUUGAAUCAUCUGGACUGGAGAGGAAUUUCGAUAAAUCAGCAACAAAUAGUUACCUAUUAAGAAAUGAUGGUAAAUUGAUAGAUGGUCUGGACAGCUACAGAUAUUUGGGAGUUUUAGAAAACAGAUGUAGUAAAGUACUCAAAGAAGACGUACUCAAAAAUAUUAAAGAAGAAAUGCAAAACCGUAUUGAAAAGUUAUCGGAAACUAAAUUGAACUCAGUCAAUUUAUUUAAAGCAAUCAAUGAACAUGCUCUAUCACCGUGCAAUUAUUAUAUUGGACUCAUUGACUUAGAACCCUGUGAACUCGAAGAAAUUGAUAAAUUAGUCAGAAAGAUACUUAUGAAUUUAAAUGUGCAUAUGAAACCAGCUUGCAAAGAAAGACUACUUACCGAGGAAUAUGUUUGGAAGGGGAUUGAUAUCUAUCACUUUCAAAGCUGA